Messenger RNA from Mesocricetus auratus (golden hamster), 7787 nucleotides. It is a transcript of the gene Slc4a4, whose product is annotated as solute carrier family 4 member 4. Gene Ontology annotation, biological process: monoatomic anion transport; transmembrane transport; bicarbonate transport. Gene Ontology annotation, molecular function: monoatomic anion transmembrane transporter activity; sodium:bicarbonate symporter activity; solute:inorganic anion antiporter activity. Gene Ontology annotation, cellular component: plasma membrane; basolateral plasma membrane. The transcript is spliced from 25 exons. The record is from RefSeq and is a predicted model, not a curated record. Lineage: Eukaryota; Metazoa; Chordata; Mammalia; Rodentia; Cricetidae. The coding region runs from base 501 to 3785 and encodes 1094 amino acids.
AGCGCUUCGGCCGCCCAGCCCAUCCCCGAGCCCGGCAGCGGCUGCAGCGUCGGUUCUCGGCAGGCACACGGCGAGCCGGGCGCACACGCGGGAGCUGCGGGAGGCAGAGUAGAGUGGAGCCGCCCCGUUGUCGCCGCUCCCUCCCCGAGGCCGGCACCUCCGAUCGGCGUCGCUGCUCCGUCCUCGCCGGGCCGACCCUCCCGCGGCUGCCCUCGCUCCUCGGUCGCCUCCCCGGGCGCAGCGCGCACCCACCCGGCGCCAAAGUUGCGACUGCUGCCCCGCGCGCGCUGCGAGCGGCGGCCGCGCCAACUUCCCAGCCCACGCCGCCCGGGUCCCCGCGGUCCCCCGCCUCCAGCCCCGGCGGCGCGCGGGGCAGAGCUUAGGUGGCGGCGGCGGCCGAGGUGGCGGCGAAAGCGGCGGCGGCAGCGGCGGCGGCGGCCGCUGCAGCCUCACACUCAGUCGCCAAGCUGGAGGAGCGACGGAAGCCCGACCCCAGGAGGAUGGAGGAUGAAGCUGUCCUGGACAGAGGGGCUUCGUUCCUUAAACAUGUGUGUGAUGAAGAAGAAGUAGAAGGCCACCACACCAUCUACAUUGGGGUCCACGUGCCCAAGAGUUACCGGAGAAGGAGACGUCACAAGAGAAAGGCAGGGCACAAGGAAAAGAAGGAAAAGGAAAGAAUCUCUGAGAACUACUCAGACAAAUCUGAUGUGGAAAACGCCGAUGAGUCCAGCAGCAGCAUCCUCAAGCCACUCAUCUCUCCUGCCGCAGAACGCAUCCGAUUCAUCUUGGGAGAGGAAGAUGACAGUCCCGCGCCGCCUCAGCUCUUCACUGAACUCGAUGAGCUGCUGGCUGUGGAUGGACAGGAGAUGGAAUGGAAGGAGACAGCGAGGUGGAUUAAGUUUGAAGAAAAAGUGGAGCAGGGUGGGGAACGAUGGAGCAAACCCCAUGUGGCCACGCUGUCCCUGCACAGCUUGUUUGAGCUGAGGACCUGUAUGGAGAAAGGAUCCAUCAUGCUUGACCUGGAGGCAUCUUCUCUCCCGCAGCUGGUGGAGAUGAUUGCUGACCACCAGAUCGAGGCAGGACUAUUGAAGCCUGACCUUAAGGAUAAGGUCACAUAUACUUUGCUCCGGAAACACCGGCAUCAAACCAAGAAGUCCAACCUUCGGUCCCUGGCUGACAUCGGGAAAACUGUCUCCAGUGCAAGUAGGAUGUUCACCAACCCUGAUAAUGGUAGCCCAGCCAUGACCCAUAGGAAUCUGACAUCCUCCAGUCUGAAUGACAUUUCUGAUAAACCGGAGAAGGACCAGCUGAAGAAUAAAUUUAUGAAAAAACUGCCACGUGAUGCAGAAGCUUCCAACGUGCUCGUUGGGGAGGUUGACUUCUUGGAUACUCCCUUCAUUGCUUUUGUUCGGCUACAGCAGGCUGUCAUGCUGGGUGCUCUGACUGAGGUCCCUGUGCCCACAAGGUUCUUGUUCAUUCUCUUAGGUCCAAAGGGGAAAGCCAAGUCCUACCAUGAGAUUGGAAGAGCCAUCGCCACCUUGAUGUCUGACGAGGUGUUCCAUGACAUUGCUUACAAAGCAAAAGAUAGGCAGGACCUGAUUGCUGGCAUUGAUGAGUUCCUAGACGAAGUCAUUGUCCUUCCACCUGGGGAAUGGGACCCAGCAAUCAGGAUAGAACCUCCAAAAAGUCUCCCAUCAUCUGACAAAAGGAAGAAUAUGUACUCGGGUGGAGAGAACAUCCAGAUGAAUGGGGACACACCUCAUGAUGGAGGACAUGGAGGAGGAGGACACGGUGACUGUGAAGAACUACAGAGAACUGGCCGGUUCUGUGGUGGAUUAAUUAAGGACAUAAAGAGGAAAGCACCAUUUUUUGCCAGUGACUUUUAUGAUGCUUUAAAUAUUCAGGCUCUUUCGGCAAUUCUCUUCAUUUAUCUGGCAACGGUAACCAACGCCAUCACUUUUGGAGGACUGCUCGGGGAUGCCACUGACAACAUGCAGGGUGUGUUGGAGAGUUUCCUGGGAACCGCUGUCUCUGGAGCCAUCUUUUGCCUUUUUGCUGGUCAACCUCUCACCAUUUUGAGCAGCACAGGACCUGUUUUGGUAUUUGAGAGGCUUCUGUUUAAUUUCAGCAAGGACCAUAAUUUUGACUACUUGGAGUUUCGCCUUUGGAUCGGCUUGUGGUCAGCCUUCAUGUGUCUCAUUCUGGUGGCCACUGAUGCCAGCUUCCUGGUCCAGUACUUCACUCGUUUCACGGAAGAAGGUUUCUCCUCUCUGAUCAGCUUCAUCUUCAUCUAUGAUGCUUUCAAGAAGAUGAUCAAGCUAGCGGACUACUAUCCUAUCAACUCCGACUUCAAAGUGGGGUACAACACUUACUUCUCCUGCGCUUGCCUGCCGCCCUACCCAGUUAAUCUCUCAGUAUCUAAUGAUACUACACUAGCCCCAGAAGACCUGCCAACAGUUGCUUCUACUGACAUGUACCACAAUGCUACCUUUGACUGGGCCUAUUUGUCAAAGAAGGAGUGUUUGAAAUACGGAGGCAAGCUUGUGGGAAACAAUUGUGAUUUUGUUCCUGAUAUCACACUCAUGUCCUUCAUCCUGUUCCUGGGCACUUACACCUCUUCAAUGGCUAUGAAAAAAUUCAAAACUAGUCGUUAUUUCCCAACAACGGCAAGAAAGCUGAUCAGUGAUUUUGCCAUUAUCUUGUCUAUCCUCAUGUUCUGUGUAAUAGAUGCUCUAGUAGGUGUGGACACUCCAAAACUAAUUGUGCCAAGCGAGUUCAAGCCAACAAGUCCUAACCGGGGUUGGUUUGUCCCACCGUUUGGAGGAAACCCCUGGUGGGUGUACCUUGCUGCUGCUAUCCCGGCUUUGUUAGUCACCAUUCUGAUUUUCAUGGACCAGCAAAUCACGGCUGUGAUUGUGAACAGGAAAGAACAUAAGCUCAAGAAGGGAGCUGGGUAUCACCUGGACCUGUUUUGGGUCGCCAUCCUCAUGGUGGUGUGCUCCUUCAUGGCUCUUCCCUGGUAUGUGGCUGCCACUGUCAUCUCCAUUGCUCACAUUGACAGUCUGAAGAUGGAGACAGAGACUUCUGCACCUGGAGAACAACCGAAGUUUCUCGGAGUCAGGGAACAAAGAGUCACUGGAACCCUUGUAUUUAUUCUGACUGGCCUGUCCGUCUUCAUGGCUCCCAUCUUGAAGUUUAUCCCCAUGCCCGUUCUCUACGGCGUGUUCCUGUAUAUGGGGGUGGCCUCACUUAACGGUGUGCAGUUCAUGGACCGUCUCAAGCUGCUUCUGAUGCCCCUGAAGCAUCAGCCUGACUUCAUCUACCUGCGCCACGUCCCCCUGCGUCGCGUUCAUCUCUUCACCUUCCUGCAGGUGUUGUGCCUGGCUCUACUCUGGAUCCUCAAGUCAACAGUGGCUGCUAUUAUUUUCCCAGUCAUGAUCUUGGCACUUGUAGCUGUCAGAAAAGGUAUGGACUACCUCUUCUCCCAGCACGACCUCAGCUUCCUUGAUGAUGUCAUUCCAGAAAAGGACAAGAAAAAGAAAGAGGAUGAGAAGAAAAAGAAAAAGAAGAAAGGAAGUUUAGAUAGCGACAAUGAUGAUGAGAAAGAUCAUCAACAUUCCUUGAACGCCACACAUCAUGCUGAUAAAAUUCCUUUCCUUGAGUCGCUGGGUAUACCAAGUCCUCCUAGAACUCCAGUGGAAGUUGUGCCUCAAAUUAGAAUAGAACUUGAGCCUGAAGACAAUGAUUAUCCCUGGAGGAACAAGGGAACAGAAACUACAUUGUAACCUGUUUGUCUUUCUCAAAACUGACACUUUUGUUAACCGUUCUAACUUUUUCCCUUUCUUUUUUCGUCCAUGUAUUUUAAUACUUUUGUCUGGUCACUGGCUGAAUAAUACAGUCACUCUCUCCACUUCUCUCUUGCAUAGGUAAAAUCAAGAUAAUAGUGUCCCUUUCCUUUAAAAAAAAAAGCAAAAACAAAAACACACAAAGCACCUGAGGGAUCAUACUUUUGUUUCCAGGUGUUCAGAUGUCCUCUGACAUGUAAAUCCCUGUCACUCAAGACACACACAGAAGCUGCCCUUGUCAAGCAGCGAUCAAAAGUAUUAAGAAUUUUGUACAACCUUUUAUGAAACUGUUGAAGGAACUCAUGACCUAAACUUAGAGCUGUGCUUAUUGACUUGCCAUUGUCUGGUAGAACAGCCCUUGACCUCCAGACAGAGUCCCUUCCUGCUUACAGAGCCCCCAAGACUGGAAAAGUGCUGCUACCCACCUGCCCUUGCUGUCAACCCUGAUCUUACAGUUACCAAAAGCAGAAAACUCUAAUGGUACUUCACUCCCUGUUAGAGAAACCUUUGCCAUCAUUGUAGCAAGUGCUGGAAUGUCCCUUUUUCCUAUGCAACUUUUUUUAACCCUUUAAUGAACUUAUCUGUUGAGUACAUUGAAGAAUAUUUUUCUUCCUAGAUUUUGUUGUUUAAAUUAUGGGGCCUAACCUGCAACUUAUUUUUUGUCAAUUUUUUUAACUUUUUUUUAAUUACUGUAAAGAAAAAAUGAAUUUUUCCUGCAGCAGGAAACAUAGUUUUGAGUAGUUCUACCUCUUACCUGUAGCUGCCAGGCUUUCUGUAAAAAUUGUAUUGUAUAUAAUGUGAUUUUUACACACACACACACACACACACACACACACACACACUAUGGUAAGCCAGAAGGCUAGAACAAAUUAAAAGAAAAACGAAACAUCAUGUUUCUAAGAAUCUGUUGGGUUGUUGUUUUUUCCCCUUUCUUCAAAAUAAAUGUAACUGUUCUGUGAAGGAGUCUGGGGAGAGAAACACGUGGAAGAGGGGUAACUUCUGCUGUGAUGAUGGUCAUGCUGGGGGCAGAUGCUGGUGUGUUACAUGUUGAUGUCCUAUGCAGUGUUGUUAGAGAUCUCCUCAUUUUAAUAAUUUGUGUGCUUGUGUAUAAGCUCUGUGUGUGGCUGUUGCACACUUGUGCAAAGCCAGAUAAAAAGUGACAGUAGACAGAGCCAAAGUUAUCAAGCCCUUUGUGUCCAUUUUCAUAAAACCCAAACCACUCAUGAAAGAUAUGUCAGGGGCCAAGAAAUCUAUCAUAUAAAUUCAGGUGAAUAUGUCUUAUUAAUGACUCAGACAUCAGUCAGCAUCACAGAUAUCACAUAUUUACAGUACAAAAGCCCUAAGAAUCUUAACAGCCCUAUCUCACAUCUGUAAUGGGAAGAAAGCACAUAGAUCUCCAAAGACAGUUUAAAGUUCUUAUUUACAUGCAUUCGUAGAACAAGGUGGUUGGAUCACUCAGAAUAGAUGUGUGUGUAUAUGUACGUGGUUCAUCAUACUGUGUUGAAUAAUUAGACCUUUAUUGGACAGACUGAGUGUGGUGUUUGAUUGCACUGUUUUUAGUAAGUCACAUUAUAUACCAAGUGUAUAUUAAAAUAACAGUUUAGAUGUGAAGUCCACACUUUGGGAUUGUUAUAACAACAGUUGUGAUGCACACUCACUGUCAGAGGUUGCUAGAGAGGCAAAACUGAACCACUCUGAUUCUGUGGUGUGCUUUUACAGAGCCCCACUUUCUUAUCAUAACUAAAAAAAAUUCUGCUUUCCUGAAAUGUUGAGGGUAAGGGUUCUAUUAUCCUAAGUUAUCUGUGACUUUUACAGUAUUUGGUCAUCUUGAAAGUUUUAAAUUGCAUAGAAAUUAGGUAUAAAUGACAUCAUAAAUAAUGCUAUCACUGAAACGAUAGCAGGAAAUGACAUGUUAUUUGUUAACAUCUCAGGUGAUACAUUUUACAGCACAUUUGUAAUGGUUGCUGUGUAUUCCCUAGUUUUCCAUUAAACCACAUAAGCCGUCUUACCUUUUUAGUGAUGGAAACAUCAGGAAAGCAUGCAAAGUCAUGCAUAGUAAAGGCGUCAAUCUUGAUGUUCAAUCAAAGCCACUUUGUUUACUUUUCUGAAAUCUCUGGAUAUAUAUAUAUGUACAUAUAUAUAUUCUAAUUAUGAAUCAAGUUUAUUUAGAGAUUCAUGGUCUUCUUUAUCCUUUUCAGAGAGCUCCUGAAGUAACCUAAGUCAUAAUUCAGGCUUUGAGUAGAUCUUGAAGUGAUCCAUCCCUAGUCUUUGACCAGAGUGGAUGGUUACUAUUCACAAAAGGAACAUAAAGCCAUACCUUACAUUUGCUACAAGGAAUAGUUAGCACCAAGCCCUCUCAUCGCUCCGUAGUUCCCACACUAACAAGCAGAACUCCCCAAUCUCCAUGGAAACCCACAUUAUCUGAACCUGGCUGAAUUUGUUCUUGGCUGAUAACGAACCAGACUUCAGGGUGGUUUUGUUUGUAUGUAAACUGGACACAAACACAGCAAUGAAUUCUUUAUAAUGCCUUUCUACCCUUCCUCCCUGGAUGUGAAUUUGGAGACUAAUGUUUCUUGAAGUUAAGACUCAGAGUCGUUGACCAGGAAUACUGUGGUUGUGCAAACUGACUGUGAAGAGGAAGAUGCAUGGGCUGAGCCCACCUAUUGAAGCAGGAAACCUCCAGUUUGCAGAAGGUCUUGGAGAUGCUGUUCCUUUCCUACUGUGUGCAAAAACUACUUGGAAUCCUAAUUGUUUUGUGUGUCAGGGGCAGUGCUGUUUCAGUUUCUCCUUCCAGUAAAGUUGAGGGGUGGGACUGGGAAGUACUCAGUUGAAAAGAGGCAAAGAAAACUUCCCUCCUGAUCCCGCACCUAAGAGAAGGGGGUGUCUGCUGUCGGUAAUUCAGCAUAUGUGCAUUUGGGGCACAUGUAACAACACACACAGAGUAAAUCCUUUGUUGGCUAUGUAUUGGUGUUUAAUAUAGCGAAUGAUUGUCUUCCAUGUUUUUGUUUUUUUUUUAACUGUGUUAAAGUACUUGAAAUGUAUUGACUGCUGACUAUCUUUCAAAAACAAAACCAUUUGAAUUAUAUUACAGAGGUUGGCAUUGAUCCGGAAUGGGACAAAGUUUUCUUCAGUCUUUUUCAUACCACUUCAUGAUUUUGGUGCAAGAACCUACGAUUUUCUUCCUUAUAUUCUGUGAUAGGUCCCAUCUGCUCCCAUAACACGAGCAUGAAGCCCUGCUAGUACGAAGUGAUUGGAGACAGUUGGAAGACAGUGCUCUUCCCUGUCGGCAUAGCCCUGGGAGUGUGCAGGUCUCUUCACUGAGCUUCAGGGCAGCCUAAAAGGAAAACACCCUUUUGUGAUACAUGUGAAUCUGGAGACUUGCGUUUUGACCAGAGAUGUGGAUAUAUCUUAUUCCUGGUCCAUUUCAUUGUGUUCUGUGGAUACUCAUAAGAAUCCUGAAUUCUGUUUCCUAGGCAAAUAUUGCAACUCAGGGCUUAAGUCACCCAAUGAAUCCUUAGAGCCUGAAGUAACUUUGUCCCAGGCCUACAAUGUGCAACAAACGCAGACUUGCCUCCUUGCAGCCAUUUUCGUGGCUGGUACAUAUCCGUACACAUUAAUUUUCACAAUCAGUACGCACUUUCAGAUAUUCUUAUUUUUAUUCUCUUUAGUCUUUAUUAACUUUGGAGAAAUGAUGCAUCUUUUUAUUUUAAAUGAAGUAGAUCAACAUGGUGGAACAAAAUGAUAAAGAACAGAAAACAUUUCAAUAUAUUGCUAAUAAUUUUUCCAAUAUGAAACCUAAAAUUCCUAUAACAUAGUAUUUUACAGUUUUAUGAAGCUUUCUAUUGUGACUUUUAUGGAAUUAAGAGAUGAAGAAGAUGAGAUAUUUUAGCAUUUAUAUUUUUCAAAAUUAAAUGUAUACUUAAAAUAAAGUAACUUUAUGCA